This is a messenger RNA of Aspergillus chevalieri, 285 nucleotides long. RefSeq lists its product as uncharacterized. The record is from RefSeq and is a predicted model, not a curated record. The transcript has a single exon. Lineage: Eukaryota; Fungi; Ascomycota; Eurotiomycetes; Eurotiales; Aspergillaceae. Bases 1 to 285 code for a protein of 94 amino acids.
AUGUCAGGCCAGCCGACCUCCUCGUUCCCAGGCACUCCAAUUGGUCAGCUUCUCAUCGACGAUGCUAACGCCUACAAAUUGAAUGCCUCCCUGUUGUACAUCAACAGCCUCCCAGUCGAACACCGCUACGACAGGUACCUCCAGGUCCUGAACCAUCUCUUGUCUAUCAGUAGACGCAACAACUCUGAGGUUGCUCGCUCCCACAAUCGUGCCCAGGGAUUGGAGUCUCGGAGACCUCCCGCAUCAAGGAGUCUCUCAUGUAUGGGGAGAGUCAAACACAGCUAA